This is a messenger RNA of Chaetura pelagica (chimney swift), 3761 nucleotides long. It is a transcript of the gene RTEL1, whose product is annotated as regulator of telomere elongation helicase 1. Gene Ontology annotation, biological process: negative regulation of DNA recombination; DNA repair; telomeric loop disassembly. Bases 3 to 3761 code for a protein of 1252 amino acids. Lineage: Eukaryota; Metazoa; Chordata; Aves; Apodiformes; Apodidae. Gene Ontology annotation, cellular component: nucleus. The transcript is spliced from 34 exons. Gene Ontology annotation, molecular function: hydrolase activity, acting on acid anhydrides, in phosphorus-containing anhydrides; DNA polymerase binding; DNA helicase activity. The record is from RefSeq and is a predicted model, not a curated record.
CCAUGCCCAGGGUCACGCUGAGCGGCGUCGCGGUGGAUUUUCCCUUCCAGCCCUACCCGUGCCAGGAGGUCUACAUGGCCAAGGUGCUGGAGUGUCUGCAGAGGAAGGUGAAUGGCAUUUUGGAGAGCCCCACAGGCACGGGGAAGACCCUGUGCCUGCUGUGUGCCACGCUGGCCUGGAGGGAGCACUUCAAGGACUCCAUCUCAGCCCGGAAGGUCGCGCAGCGGCUGGGGGGGAAGGAGCUGUUUCCUGACAGGCCCCUCAGCUCCUGGGGCAGCGCGGCCACCGAGGCCGAGAUCCCAGGUUACUACACUGAUGUUCCUAAAAUAAUUUAUGCCUCCAGGACUCACUCACAGCUCACACAAGUCAUUAAUGAGCUGAAGAACACAGUGUACAGGCCCAAGAUCUGUGUGUUGGGUUCCAGAGAGCAGCUCUGCAUCCACCCUGAUGUGAAGAGACAGGAGAGCAACCACAUGCAGAUCUACAUGUGCCGGAUGAAGGUGAUGGCUCGUGCUUGUCACUUCUAUAACAAUGUGGAAGAAAAGAGUACAGAGAAAGACCUGAUGGAAUCAAUCAUGGAUAUUGAGGACUUGGUUAAAAAUGGAAACAAGCACAGAACUUGUCCUUAUUAUCUCUCUCGAAGCCUGAAGCAGCAAGCAGACAUUAUUUUUAUGCCUUACAACUACUUACUGGACUCAAAGAGCCGCCGAGCCCACAACUUGGACCUGAAGGGGACUGUGGUCAUACUUGAUGAAGCUCACAAUGUGGAGAAGCUGUGUGAGGAAUCAGCCUCCUUCGACCUCAGCCCCUACGAUCUGGCCUCGGCGCUGGACGCCCUCAACCUCUUGCUGGAAGAACAAGCCAAAGUGGUGCAGCAGAAUGAAGUCAAUGCUGAGUUCAAUAUGGAGCUGGUCAGUUCAGGACUGAACAUGGAACUUGAAGAUCUAGCAAAGAUAAAGAAAAUUCUUCUUCAGCUGGAAAGUGCUAUUGAUGCAGUGGAGCUGCCACCAAAUGGUAGUGGAGUCACCAAAGAGGGAAGCUACAUCUUUGAUCUGUUUGCAGAGGCCCAAAUAACAUUCCAGACCAAAUCCUCACUCCUGGAGUCAUUAGAGCAGAUUUUACAGUUUCUUGCAGGCCGUACUGGGAUAUUUGUCAAUACAUCUGGAUUGCAUAAGCUUUCAGAUAUCAUCCAGACAGUUUUCAACAUGGAUCCUCCAGAAGGCACGACAGGUUUCCUGCCACAUCAGUCGAUAUCUAAACAUUACAAGGUACAUAUUCAUCUGGAUAACAAUAAUCAGAAAAAGAAACAAAGGACAGACCUCUGGAAUUCAUCAUCUACAAAAAAACAAGGAAAGACCUUGAGCUACUGGUGCUUCAGCCCUGGGCACAGCAUGCACGAGCUCGUUCGACAGGGAGUCAGGACCAUUAUCCUCACUAGUGGGACCCUCUCCCCCCUCUCAUCCUUUACAAUGGAAAUGCAAAUCCCUUUUCCUGUUUGCUUGGAGAAUCCUCAUGUUAUUGAGAAACACCAGCUUUGGGUUGGGAUCAUUCCCAAGGGACCUGAUGGAACCGUGCUCACUUCUACCUUUGAAAGAAGGUUUUCAGAGGAUUAUUUAUCUUCUCUGGGGAAAACAGUUGGUAACCUGGUGCGAGUUGUGCCACAUGGCCUCUUGGUCUUCUUCCCAUCCUAUCCUGUCAUGGAUAAGAGCCUGGAGUACUGGAGGGAACACGACUUUGCCAAGAGAAUAGAGGAAGUGAAGCCGAUGUUUGUGGAGCCCAGGAACAAAGGAAGCUUUGCAGAGGUGAUGGGAGCCUACUACAAUAAAGUUGUCUGUCCUGCAUCCAAUGGAGCUGCUUUCCUGGCUGUGUGCCGGGGAAAGGCCAGUGAAGGCUUGGACUUUGCUGACAACAAUGGACGAGGAGUCAUCAUUACUGGGCUUCCGUUUCCUCCUCGCAUGGAGCCCAGGGUCGUUCUGAAGAUGCAGUUCCUGGAUGAAAUGAGAAAAAGUGGUGCAGGUGCUCAGUAUUUAUCUGGGAGGGAGUGGUACAGCCAGCAAGCUUCCCGGGCCGUCAACCAGGCCAUCGGCAGGGUCAUCCGGCACCGCCAGGACUACGGGGCCAUCUUCCUCUGUGACCACAGGUUCACAACUGGGGAUGUGAGAGGCAAGCUGCCCUCCUGGGUCCGUCCCUACGUCAGCGUCUAUGACAACUUUGGACACGCAGUCAGGAGUGUCUCCCUCUUCUUCCGUGUUGCUCAGGAAAUUAUGCCCCCACCCCUGCCACAGUGCCUUCCUGCCUCUGCUGGUUCCCUCAGUGAAAACACAGCACCAUCAACUUCAGCUGAGCAGAUCCUCUCUCUGAAAAAAGCCAAAAAUUUGGAUGACCAUGUUCCUAGUUUGAAGAGGAAAAGAAAAGUAAAUGGAGAUGGAGGAUCCAGCCUGUGCACUGAGUAUGAACAAGAGGUCCUCUCCCCUGGAAGACACUGUGCUGGGCUUCUGGAUGCUCUGGAGCGCAGUGAGAAGAGCAAUGAAGAUGUAGAGGAGGAAAGUGACUGGACAGGAGAGGAGAAGGCACAACGUUUGUCAACACUCUCCCUUCAGUAUGAGAAGAGGUUAACAGAUGAGCAGAAAGGAGGAAGGAAGAAAAUAAAGCUCAUCAGCAAUACACAAGUUGAUAAGAAAGCAGACCCAGCAGAGCCCAAGAAGGCCCGAGCGACUCUCUACAUCGCAACGGUGAAGGAGACUCUGAGCCAGCAGAACUAUGAGCUCUUCUCUAAGGCCCUUCAGCACUACAAGACAACAGAUGACUUCCCUGCCAUGUUAUCUCAGAUGAGCUCCCUCUUUACAGAGGAUGAAAACAAGCAUGUCUUGUUACGAGGAUUUUACCAGUUUGUUCGGCCUCAGCAUAAAAAGCAGUUUGAUGAAGCCUGUUGCAGUCUGACUGGAGUGGGUUGUGGCUACAAACCUGAGCACAGCCUGCUGCGGGAGGAGAGACAGACACUGGCCAAGGAGGGAGAACUAAAACAGAGUCAGCAGAAAACUGCCUCCUCCAAGGACUCGUGUGCUCAGCUGAACUCUGGGCUGCAUCUGAACCGUGGAGGGUGUCACUUGACAGCAGGGCUGAAGAGAGCAGGGCAGAAUGCCAGUCGAGCUCCAAGGAAGGACACUGAAAAAGCCUCCAGCUGCAGGAGGGAUCACCACCAGGUCCUCAGGGCUGCCUACCUGCAGGAUGUGAGAAGGGCUUUGGACAAAAGCACCUACAGCCGUUUCUAUGAAGCACUGCUGAGGUACAAGAGGACAGAUGACUAUGAUGCCAUGAUACCAGUGGUAGCAGCCCUCACCACUGAGAGGCCAGAGGACUUUCAUCUUCUACAAAGGUUUUACAUCUUUGUGCGUCCUCACCACAAGCAGCAGUUCAAAGAGAUGUGCAAAGAUCUGACUGGGCUGGUCUGUGGAGAGGGAGAGAAGCAAUGGCAACAGCUGGGGAAAGGUGAAGGGGUCCCUUUGGAGAACUGGUGCCCUAAAGAAGAAGACAGCCACGUGCAAGGUGCAGCCACUUCUAGGGGUGAGGCACCAGAGACAGUUCAGAUGGAGAUUUCCUCCUUCUGCCUUAACCAGCAAAGCAAACUCGAACUGCCAAAGGCUGAAGGAUCAAAGGCAACCGGUCAGGUGAGGGCAGCAACGGACCCUGGAGCUGUGCCCAUCUUCCCCCUCGAGAUGGAGCCAGAGUAUGGUGAAAAAGUGCCCAGGAUGUCACAGUGA